AUGGAAUACUUUCAAAUAGACAAAUUUCUUGGAAAAUGGUACGUUAUAGAAGAAUUUCCGGUAUGGUACGAAGAGAAUGGUCACUGCGCUUACAAAGUAUUUGAACUGUGUGGACGCGAAUUAAAAAUUCAGAGUGGUUUCAUCAAAAGAAAUAUUCAAUAUAUUGUGUAUGUCAACAGUACAUAUAAUUCGGGAGAUGAAGCGGUUUUUAAGAUAAAUAAAAGUAAUAUUGACCCAGUCGGAAUGCCGUUGUCUGUUAUAUCAACAGAUUAUGCGAAUUACUCCCUGGUUUACGGCUGCAGGCUCAACGAAAAUUUACAAUUGAAAUAUAUUUCCGCGUGGAUUCUCUCACGAAGCAAGUCACUAUCAUCGGAGCUUUUAGAUCAAGCAUAUAGAGAACUUAAUUCUCUACCAAGCGCCAGUUCAGCAUAUUUACAGAAAGUGAAUCACAGUGAUACAAUGUGUUCUUAUCAGUGGACAGCUGAAAUACAUGCAGUUGAUAUUAAUAAUUAA
Messenger RNA from Leptosia nina, 513 nucleotides. The record is from the annotation of a GenBank genome assembly. Lineage: Eukaryota; Metazoa; Arthropoda; Insecta; Lepidoptera; Pieridae.